GCACGGCGUGCUGUGCUUCCUGCCCUCCUACGAGCUCAUCGACACGCUCGUGACAAGGUGACAGUUGACAGCUCGGCCGCGUGCUGCUCGUGGCGUGCGGGCGCGCGCCGCACGGCGUGCUGUGCUUCCUGCCCUCCUACGAGCUCAUCGACACGCUCGUGACAAGGUGGAAGACCACAAAAUUAUGGGAACAACUCAUAAAAUUAAAAGACGUGAUUAUCGAAAGUAAAAAUGCAAAAGACCACGAAAGUAAUAUGAAGCACUUCUACUCUCGCGCGGAGUGUUCCGGCGCCCUUCUUCUGGCCGUGUACCGCGGAAAGGCGGCCGAGGGAAUGGACUUCAAGGACCGGCAGGCGCGCGCCAUAGUCGCGGUCGGGAUCCCAUUUCCAAACAUCGGAGACAUAGCCAUUAAAGGGAAAAUGGAAUACAAUGAUAGAUAUUCGCGCGAAAAAAACAUACUUGGAGGUCACGAGUGGUUAAAAAUUCAGGCAUACAGGGCUCUUAACCAGGCUGUGGGGCGAUGUGUAAGGCAUAAGGAUGACUGGGGCGCCGUGCUUCUGGUGGACAGCCGUCUCGCGGAGCAAGACGCGCGACAGAACCUGCCCACUUGGGUGAAGGGCGCCCUGGAAAGGAACAGCAAUCCCACUUUCGAGAGUCUACAGGACUUUUUUAAAAGAAUGUCAUUAGAAGAUAAAUAAUUUUUUUAUUAAUGAUUUGUUUUUAAUCUGCUGAUAAAAUGUGCCUCUUAUUGUGAUACUCUAUCAAGAAAUUUGUGUGAUUUAUAUAAUUCAUUUUUAUAGGGAUAUUUUAUAAUAAAAAUCAUGUCUAAAA
Melitaea cinxia (Glanville fritillary) is the source of this 831-nucleotide messenger RNA. Its product is annotated as Fanconi anemia group J protein homolog. Gene Ontology annotation, molecular function: nucleic acid binding; ATP binding; hydrolase activity, acting on acid anhydrides, in phosphorus-containing anhydrides. The coding region runs from base 255 to 698 and encodes 147 amino acids. Gene Ontology annotation, cellular component: nucleus. The record is from RefSeq and is a predicted model, not a curated record. NCBI's taxonomy places the organism in Eukaryota, Metazoa, Arthropoda, Insecta, Lepidoptera, Nymphalidae. Gene Ontology annotation, biological process: nucleotide-excision repair; double-strand break repair involved in meiotic recombination. The transcript is spliced from 6 exons.